Epithele typhae is the source of this 1032-nucleotide messenger RNA. RefSeq lists its product as uncharacterized. The record is from RefSeq and is a predicted model, not a curated record. Lineage: Eukaryota; Fungi; Basidiomycota; Agaricomycetes; Polyporales; Epitheliaceae. The transcript is spliced from 2 exons. The coding region runs from base 1 to 1032 and encodes 343 amino acids.
AUGGCUUCUGAUUCCAAACCCACUCCCCGAGCGCCCUUCGACGAUGCCGACGCCGACAUCAUCUUCCGCUCCUCCGAUGGGGUGCUCUUCAACCUCUACAAGAACAUCGUCGCCAAAGCUUCUUCUGUCAUGCGCGACAUGCUCACCCUCCCCGACGACGGCCUGCCCCAAACCGUGGACCUCACCGAAAGCGCGACGACGCUCGACGGCCUCUUCCGCCUCUUCUGCCCCGUCGAGCGCCCCACCUUCUCCUCCCUCGACGACGCCGACGCUGUCCUCGCCGCCGCGGUCAAGUACGACAUGCCGGUCGCGAUCGCGAACCUCUGCCCGUCUUUGCGCCUGCUCAUGGUGAGCGACCCUCUGCGCCUCUACGCGAUGGCGUACAAGCGCCGUCUCGAGGACCUCGUCCGCGAGUCCGCGAAACUCCUCGUCCGGGACUCGACAUUCCACGUUCGGCAGAACCCCCCUGCCGAAUUUGAUGACAUUCCCGCGAUCGCGCUCCACAACUUGACGGUGUACAGGGUGACGUGUUCAAAAAAAGCGAGGGCUCUCGUGCAGGAUCGGCAGUGGCCUCUCUCCGGGGACCAUCGUAUGGCGGUAUCUCGCGGAGGCACCCCCGGCAACGGAGUGGACAUUUCCGGCUCUUGGGUCUGGGCAAACACUCAGCCAUACGCCCAUUCAGAGUCUUGUUGCCCCGGCUCUAUCAUCCUCUCAUAUGCGCUUCGGGACGGAAACGCUGCCGCAGUCCACGCGCAGAAGUGGUGGUGCAAAUACAUCAAUUCUCUAGCCGACGCUGUUGGUCGUUGUCCGUGUGGGGAGACAGUGCGCUCCUUCUUCCCGACUCCGGCAUCUCAAAAGGCACUGAAGAACGCUUGGGGAUGUCCUGCGUGUUUGUGCCACGCCCCGAGUGAUGUCCAGUGCUUCAAUGAGCUUCUCGCGCAAAGGGUGGACGACGAACUGGACAAGGUCGAGCUAAAAGUCGCGUUUGCUGCCGGCCGGGCAGUCACUGGGACGGAGAAGGUUGGAACGUAA